AUGUCAAGAGGUUAUGACAAUUAUAACAGGCAUAUUUGCCUCAUCCCAAUCCCAGACUUGUCUCGUUUAAAACGAGACGUUGGGAUUUAUAUUUCAGGAGGAAUGUUUGCAUUAGGGUGGUGGUUUUUCAUUGAUUCUGUAGUGUAUUCUAAUUACCUGAGACGAAAUGGUGAUGAUGAUACGGUUCCUUUUCACGUUAGGAAUGAUAAUGUAAGUUCAAUAGUCGAGGAUAAUGAAAGUGAACUAAAAAAAGCUACCGCACCUUUGAAGAUCAUUUAUCCUUUCCCUUAUUGCAAUUCACGCUCCUUUGGAGUUCCAUCCAUGCACAUUAAUUACAUGGGAUCAGGAUCUGCAACGAGAGGAGCUCGUCUUUGCUUAUUUGUAGGAUUUGCCGCAAUGGCUGGUGGGCUCGCCGGAUCUUGUACUGUGUUAAUUCUUAAAUAUAUUGUAGCUAAUAUUGAAAUGCCCUAUCUAUAUUUUGGAAUUGCCUUGGUCAUCCAAAAUUUAUUCAUCAUGAUCAGUUCUUUUAUGCUUUGGAUUGCACAAAGUACUGAGGAAGAAUACAAUCAUAAUUUUCUUUAA
Funneliformis mosseae is the source of this 582-nucleotide messenger RNA. NCBI's taxonomy places the organism in Eukaryota, Fungi, Glomeromycota, Glomeromycetes, Glomerales, Glomeraceae. The record is from the annotation of a GenBank genome assembly.